Cimex lectularius (bed bug) is the source of this 946-nucleotide messenger RNA. RefSeq names its product neutrophil elastase-like. The record is from RefSeq and is a predicted model, not a curated record. The coding region runs from base 369 to 935 and encodes 188 amino acids. Gene Ontology annotation, molecular function: serine-type endopeptidase activity. NCBI's taxonomy places the organism in Eukaryota, Metazoa, Arthropoda, Insecta, Hemiptera, Cimicidae. Gene Ontology annotation, biological process: proteolysis. The transcript has 3 exons.
AGUGUGCUUCCCUGGAGGACGCCGGCUAAAAUGAGAAAAAUAGAAGAGGCAGAGGUGCCUUGGGUUACUUGGACGUAAUUUGUUAGGAAGGAUUUGAGGAUAAAGUAGUACUGCCUUUACGUUCAACAACAAGUCCUCGUGCCAUACCCGAUCAUGGUUAAGAUAACUAAUAUUAAAUUAAAAAGUAUUUGUAUACAGGGUGUCAGGCUACAUUCUUCCAUAGACUCAAGAAUGCGGAGUCUCAAUGUGAAAUUUCUCCCUUACAGAUGCUGAUUGGAUCAUUGUACAGAGAACUUUUGUUCAUUCUGAAAGUACGAAAUUUGCUGGCAAUGUUUGUGACGAGAAUGGCUUGACACCCUGUAACCCGUAUGUGUUCAGUACUACCUUUUGAAUUUUCAGAAAAAGUCUCUGUAGUGCCACUGUCAGAUGAAAUGUGGCCCCAAGGCGAUCAAAUGUACAACGUACCAUGCGUGGCUGCUGGUUGGGGGCGUCAUGAAAUGGGCGGCAAAUUGGCGACGCACCUCCAAAAACUUGACGUAACAGCAAGACACGGAGAAGACGGCUGUGUGUGCGAUUUGCCAUUCCAAAACAAGCGGUUGGUGUGUAUCAGCGGCAAAGCGGGCAAAGGACUCUGCGCUGGUGAUUCGGGUAGCGUUCUAGUCUGUAACAAAAAAGCAGUCGGGGUCGCCCAUAUUAUUUAUCUUGAAGAAGCUUGUAAUCCCUUUAGAAUACGAAUGCCCAAGCUAUCCUGCAAGCAGUCCCUUUCUGCCUUUAUGUAUAUUUGCCCCUUUUUGGAUUGGAUUCGCAAGCAUGUGCCCGAUGUCCCUGGUACACCUAUCAGUUGCAAUGGAUGUAAAAUAUCUUCAUCCUUGGUCAAAGUUGUCGUACUUAAUAUUUUAUUGAAAUUUCAAGCAAUAAAUAUAUACUUAUCUUAAUACAAAUCCAU